Molecule: messenger RNA, 1209 nt
Organism: Fragaria vesca subsp. vesca
Lineage: Eukaryota; Viridiplantae; Streptophyta; Magnoliopsida; Rosales; Rosaceae
Product: B3 domain-containing protein Os01g0234100-like
Exons: 2
Coding region: 121-786 (221 amino acids)
Source: RefSeq, a predicted model, not a curated record
ACAAGUUACUGGAGGGAGAUGUUGUAGUUUUCCACAAAGUCAUGCCUUCAAAAUUUAAGCAGAAGUUACUGCAUACGAAAGCUCAAGUAACGGGAAACUGCAACCUAUUCAGUGGAAACUAUGCAUGGAAAUGUUAAGGAGAACACCAUAGCCUGUUAUACCAAGUAUGGUCAAAUAUCAGACCACAAUCAAAUUGAUAGGGAAGUUCUUCAUUUGGAAGUUCCGGAUGCAAUAAGGGUUUCAGAGUCUGUUAUCCCUUUCGAAGAAGUGAGCUGCUUUGAAAACUUUAUGGUCACAGUCGGUGGUUCAAUCAUAAAUGCUGAGAUCUCCAAACACCAUUUGAUCAAGUACUAUGAGCUCUGCCGCAGUCAAAACUCAUUUCUUCAUGAGCACAUUCUUGAGCCUCUUAACUCCAAUUUGGUUGCCGGAGUUAUUUCAGAAACAGUAAAUCUAUCAGAUGUCAUUAGAGCCGGCAAGAUUACUACUUCAGAGUGUGAUUUUUUGACUUGGGAUAAGACUUUGCAAGCAUCUGAGAUCUUGGACAUGAAUGUUGGAUUCUUGCGUGCCCGGCUGGACAAGCUUGCAAGCCUUGCUUCAAAAUCAAAACUGAAUAGAGAGGCUAUACUUGCAAGAGACCAAGCAGUAAAAGAUUUGAUAACCCUGGAAGCAAAGUUUUUAAGAGCCAAAGAGGUUAUAAAUAGGCUCCACCUUGAGAUUGAGACUCUAAAUACAAGUUCAGAGAACCUUGAGGCUAUGUUCAAAGAAGUGGCAAAGGCCCCUUGGUGAUGACAACAUCAAUGCAUUUUUCCUUUCCCGUACAUUCUGGAUCAUUGAAGUUCUACAACUGCAGAUGUGCCAAAGGUACGAUGAAGAAACACUUUAUGUCAUGAGAAUUCAACUUUUGUUGGAGAUGUUAGUUGACGAGUAGGAGAGUCCUUUUGCAGAUAUUUUGGGGUAACAUGAAGCAGGGAGGAUUAUUCGACCUUCUAGUUCUGCCUUUGUCAUUUCCAGCUAAUAUUGGAAAAUGAUGUAACUAAUAGCCAAACAAUAACAUCCCCUUUUAGGGGGUGAAAUUGACAUCCUCUUUUUUACAAAUCGUAUAGGGCAUUGCUCCGGCACCCAACUCUCUUGUACAUUGCUUGAAGGCGAAAAUAUGCAAGAGAAGUUUGAGGGUCUUCAACGAUCUCGAGUAGUUUCCUCCGAAAACGA